AUGUCCCCAGCCGCCCGUAUGUCUCACUCGCCUCCCUCGACGCACGAAGACGAGCCGACUGGUACUGGGCUCCAAUCACGUUCUCGCAAUGCACGGGCCCAGGCGCGCCACCGUGCCAAACGCAAAAAGUACAUCGAGACCCUCGAGGAAACCGUCAAGCGCCUCCAGACCAUCGUCGAUGCCGCCGGCCUCGAUCCGAAUGCUUUCCCGCCCCCCAUGCCGUCGGCCCAUGUACACUCUCACCCCUAUCUCAGGGAGCUCCAGGACGACAAUGCCCGUCUCCGUCGAGAGGCCGAUGCCCUCCGUGUCCAAAUCGCUGCCCUCACCGCCCAUGUCUCGGCUGGAUCCCACGUGACGUCCUCGCUGCCCAUGCAUUAUGCACCGUCCCCGCCCCCCUCCGACGCACACACACCGCCUCCGAACUCGGAGCGCGACUCGAAGAAGCGUAGAAUGAGUGCUGAGCGUGACCACGCUCCCUUGUACUUGGCGAGUGCCUCUGUCCCUUCCAUUCCCCUCCCCUUCCCUCUUCGAGCCUAG
Rhizoctonia solani is the source of this 537-nucleotide messenger RNA. RefSeq names its product bZIP transcription factor. Gene Ontology annotation, biological process: regulation of DNA-templated transcription. The record is from RefSeq and is a predicted model, not a curated record. Gene Ontology annotation, molecular function: DNA-binding transcription factor activity. The transcript has 2 exons. Bases 1 to 537 code for a protein of 178 amino acids. NCBI's taxonomy places the organism in Eukaryota, Fungi, Basidiomycota, Agaricomycetes, Cantharellales, Ceratobasidiaceae.